AUGGAAAAACAAGGCAAAGGGGGGAAUUGGAGGAGAAACAGCGUGAUAUGGCAAUGGAAGACUUGGCUGAUACUCAGUGUCUCAGAUGCCGACUUUGACAUCAUCAAAGACGCUCUAUACAAACACCAGGUCCUCGUCUUCAAGGCGCAGUAUGACGUAUCUCCAAAGGCACAAUACGAAAUCACACAGCGGUUCGAUCCCAAAGCGACGGCCUCAUACGGCCACGGCAAGACGCUCGACGCAAAACGAUCUAUCCUGCACCCUGAUCUCAAGACGAUCCCACACCAGCCACAAGUUCAAGUUAUUGGAAAUGGCUUCGUAGAGGAGUACGAAGGGCUGAAGAAUAUCCAGCUGCGACACCCACACCACAAGACGUUCCACGCCACGGUUAUACCUGAAAAAGACGACCUGGACUUCACCCGGUUCUACAGAUGGCACAUUGACGCCGCGCUGUACGGGCUGGCUCCUCCGGUGGCCACGACGCUCUUCGCGGACCGGGUUCCUCGCGGCCGCACGCAGACGAUUCGAUACGAAGAUUCGGGCGAACAAAUGACGGUGCCUCUGGGUACGACGGCGUUUGUGUCGGGCUACACAAUGUACGACCUCCUCUCGCCCGAAGAUAAGCAGUUCGUCCUCAACACAAAGGUCGAGUACGCACCGCAUCCCUACGUGUGGAUGAGCGGCGCAAAGUCCCGCUCGGACGGCCUGGGCCUCAUCUCGGAGGGCAAAGAAGUGCCGCUGGACAAGCUCCCCGAAAUCGAGCAAGACAAGAUCCAGGUCCUGCCCAUGUGCUGGCGCAACCCGCAGGACGACCGCCUGGCGCUGCAAAUCCACCCGUCGGCAAUCCGCAAGCUGCACCUGGGCGGCGGCAAAGUCGUCGACGACCUGCAGGAGGUGCGCGAGAUCGUCUACCGCCUGCAGCGGCCCGGCAUCGCGCCCGAGCUGGUGUACGCGCACGACUGGGAGGAGGGCGAUUUCGUCAUUUUCCACAACAGGAGUCUGAUUCACUCGGUCGUUGGAGCGUUUGCGGAGGACGAGGUGCGCCUCUUUCGUCAGUGCAACAUUGCGGGCAGCAGCUUGCCCGAGGGACCCAGAUACUUCUGA
This is a messenger RNA of Trichoderma atroviride IMI 206040, 1104 nucleotides long. RefSeq lists its product as uncharacterized. NCBI's taxonomy places the organism in Eukaryota, Fungi, Ascomycota, Sordariomycetes, Hypocreales, Hypocreaceae. Gene Ontology annotation, molecular function: oxidoreductase activity. The record is from RefSeq and is a predicted model, not a curated record.